This is a messenger RNA of Amyelois transitella, 801 nucleotides long. RefSeq lists its product as uncharacterized. The transcript has 2 exons. NCBI's taxonomy places the organism in Eukaryota, Metazoa, Arthropoda, Insecta, Lepidoptera, Pyralidae. The record is from RefSeq and is a predicted model, not a curated record. The coding region runs from base 77 to 691 and encodes 204 amino acids.
CCAGUCGACCCGUUGCCCUCGCGACGGACGGUAGUGUUCUGUGCGUAGGGGGGCUGUGCGCGCCGUUCCAGCAACCAUGGCUCGUCGCAUCGACGAAGAUGCGGUCCUUGCGGUGUUAUUAAAUGAUGACAGUGAGGAGGAAAAUUUGUCAGAGAGUGAGCCCGAAGACCACCUUGAGGCUGAUCCCGCGUAUGAAACGGAGGGUGAAGAUGAAGUUUUUACUGUAAAUGACGAGCAACUUCCGGAUGAAGAUUAUGAGGCAAGUGAUACAUCUCCACCAUGUUCUACUGAUGACGCGACACCUAGCACUUCAGCAGACCGUAGCGACUUGAUUAUAAGACCAUCGCGUACUAUUCUUCGUGGGAAAGAUAAACACAAAUGGUCGUCACAACAGUCAAGGUCACUAAGCAGAACAGCUUCAAGGAACAUAGUUCAUAUAAGACCUGGACCUGUACGCUCUUAUAAAAAUCUUUUAGAGCCUCUGGGAUGCUUUUCAUGUUUCAUUACUGAUAAUAUGAUUGAUUUAAUUGUCACCCACACCAAUGCCGAGAUAGCAAUAAAAUCUCAUAAAUAUAAAACAUUAAAAUCUACACAGAGACCAACCGAUCCUAAUGAAAUUAGAGCUCCCAUUGGCAUUCUCACAUUAUCUGCAGCAAUGAAAGAUAAUCAUUUAUUAUACUUAUAUGACUAAGAGUAGGUGCACUAAGUGCAAUAAAUCGUUGUGUGGGGAACACAAACUUGAUGUGUGUCACAAAUGUUUUAGUUCCUAAGCUAUUGUCAAAAUUUUGUUUUUAAUUGAUU